UUUCCAUCUGAUUGAAAACCCACACUUCAUUAAUAUGGUUCAAUCACUGAGACCAGGAUACAAUCCACUCAACAGAGCAGAUGUUGCAGGGAGACUGCUGGAUAACGUUUUAGAACACAGAAAUGGAGCAGUAGGUUAGCAAUUUUACCCUCUAGAGUUGUUACAUAAAUCUUGAUGGGUGGAGUGCUGUCCGCAACAACCCUGUUGUAUGUGCUUGUAUAACAACAGAAAAAGGGAAUGUCCUCCUUGCAAAAACAAUUGUUACAUCAGAAAACGCAUGCACAGCAGAAUACUUACAAGAAUUGAUAGCAAGAGGUAUAACAACAUGCGAACAAACAUUCAAAUGUCUAGUAUGCAGUUUGGUCUCAGACAAUGCUGCAAACGUAUUCAAGGUGAAAAGAAAUUUAGAAGAGUAGGAAGGGAAUAUGAUACUAAUAACAUAUAGUUGCAGUACUCUUGCACUGAACCUCCUAGUGAAAAACUUCAGUGUUCCAGAAGUAAAAACCAAAUUGUUAAAGCCUUCAUUUUGCAGCAGAAGCUCUGAAAAGAAUGGGUGGAACCAAGCUAAUGCUUCCACAAGAUGUUAGGUGAAACUGACUGUUUUGAGCAGCAUAUCAAGAACUGGCCUAUUCUGAUGACAUUUUGUGAACAAAAUCAAGAGAAAAUAUAUGGCACUGUCAUGGCCAGAAUCCUCAACACUGGGCUUAAGAGAAAUGUUGAACAUAGGUUGAGCAUCCUGAAACCCAUUUCUGAAGAUUUAGACAAAAUACAGAAAAACAGCUGUUUUAUUGCUGAUGCUGUUGAAAUUUGGAAGGAACUGAGUGAGCACUUAAAACCAGAAUCACACACUGACAGCAUCACAGAAACAAAUGGGACAAUCACUAUCUCCAGCUCAUUUUCUUGCUAAUAUUGUCAAUAUCUGGUACCAGGGUCAAACCUUAAAUGUUAGCUAUGACAUGGAUAUCCAGCAAUCAUCUAUCUAUAAUGCCGAAUAUAAUACACUUAAAGCUAAGGGGGAACCAUUCAAGCAAUAUAUGUUUGCUGAAGAUGUUCUAAAGAAAGCCACAGCAGUGGACUGGUGGAAGUCACUUAAGCACAUGGAUUUAGAGACUGUUGAAGUAAUGAUUUCACUUUUAACAGCAGUACCUUCUUUUGCUGAUGUAGAAAGAAUAUUCUCUUACUUUGGACUCAUUCAUUCUAAAUCGAGAAAUCGUUUGGGACCCAAUAAAGCAGGAAAGGUUGCUUUUCUUUUCCAGAUUAUGAACAAACAAGAUGAAGAUGAAUGAGCUACAGAGGACAGUAUUUUAAGUUUUUCAUCUGUGAACCAGGCUAUCUUCCUCAGAACUGUGAUCCUAACAUUCCCCUAGUUGCUCAGGAAUUAAUGAAAAAGAUGAUCCGUCAAUUUGCAAUUGAAUACAUUUCAAAAAGUAGUAAAAUGCAAGAAAAUAGAAAUGGUUCAUCAUUUGAAACGAGUCUGAUACAUAAAGAUAUCCAAACAAGCCAAACAGAAAAUUCACUUCAGGAAGAACAGGAUAGCCCUCUAGACCUCACUGUGAAUCGAACACAAGAGCAGGAUACUCAGCAAGGGGAUGGAGUGCUAGAUCUGUCUACAAAGAAGACAAGCUUGGAACAGUCAGUCUAUGAUGGAUCAUGUUCUGAAAAUUCAGUGUCUGGUUCAAGUACAACAGCUGGUGAAAAAUCAGAGGAAACACCUAAAUUCGAAAGAGGAAACUCUGCUUUAAGCAAGGUUUUGGCAUCAUUAUGCUUGUAUCAUUGCCAUCAGAUUUUAGCUAUGUUGAAAUUUUUGAUCCAAGAUCAGUAUAUUCAUGCAGUUUGCAAUUGCCAGUUGCUGAGUACUGUGUAUUCUGAAACAUCUGAAGAUGAUGGGCACAUUCCAUUCUGCAGUUGUGAUGUCCACAUGGUAAUGAAAAGAUGCUGUUUACAAAAUCAAAGACCAAAUACUUGUUUACCACCUCUACCAGCCUAUGGGAAAAAUAAGGAUUGUUUGUCAUGCCAGUCUGUGGCUGUUGGAUAUUUUAACCCUGUGGUAAACAAAGGGAAUCCUGUGCCUUGUAGUUCUCAUGGAUGCUGCAUGAAGCAAUUACAACUGUGUACACAUCUCUUUUCAACUGGGCAGAAGAAUAACAAAGCUUGCAGAGGACGCAGCCCUUCACCACCUCCAUUAUCUCCUGUGGAAGCUGAUGAAUAUGAUUCUUUGGAGGAAUUGGUUGAAGGUUCUCUGGCUUUAGAUAAAAGACUUGAAAUGAAUAGUAAGCCUCCAUCUCUCUUGCCAGCUGAAAAGGCUUGUUCAGUGUGUGAACAGAAAUAUAAAGUAUGUAUCAAAGAAGUAUCUGGCAACUUGGAUGAAACCUUUCAAAGUGCAAAUCAAGUAAAUAGCCUUAUAAAUUCCGAUAAACUUGAAAAAGCUGAAAAUGCUAGUGCAUUUCAGGAUUUAAUGGAUCGAAUCAACGAGAAAUUAAAAUCAAUAGAAACCACUGAAAUGGUAAAUCCUACAAAAUUAUCUAAAAGUGAUGGGAGAUCAGAUGAUAUUAAAUUACGGAGCUUCAUAACAUCUCUCUUACACGAUGCUAAAGUAAAUGAUUACAAUUUUAUGGAAUUAUUGAACCAGUAUGACAAAGAAGUGGAAAAUAAAAUUAUCCAAACAAGAUUUCGCAAACGGCAAGAAACCUUAUUUGCAAUGCAUAAUUCACCUGAUUCAUCUCUGUUUAGGCGACAGUCUUUGCAAAUCAAGAGGGAACUAGCUAGUCUUGAUGAAAGCUUCAUAAGAAAAAAAGCAAGUUCAGAGAGAAUUACAAAGAAGCCUACAAAGAGCGACAAACUAUCAGUGAACAAAAUUGACAAUCUUAUGACAUUAAAAGAUCUUGCCUUACAAAAUAAUGAAAAUAAAGAGAGCCUGUUUUCUCAAACAAACUCACAUUCUUCGCCAAUAUAUCAGGAAGCGUCACUAGAACUACCUCUGAAUAAUUCAGAAACUAAUUCUGGUUUUAUGAAAUUUUCAGAAAAUAAUUCAGCAUCCCAAGCUAACUUGGCUAAACUACAUGGAAGCUGUGGAGUUGAAUUAUGUAUGGAUCCGGUCCCUGUAAAGGCAGAUCAUGACAAGAUAACAGAUAGGACUAAACAUAAUAUUAUUCCACCUAUGUGGUGCUCAGUAUACGUAACAAACAAUUUUUUGUUUCAAAAAUCCUCAAAGAUAAAACUUCCUCUCUGUAUAGAAGGAGAUAAAAUGCCUAAAGAUUUUCAGCCCAAAACAUGUAGCAAUGAAGAUAUAAAUAAGAUAGUACGAAACACAAAUCUUCAUGUUGUUGUAGAGCGUUUGGAAGAUACAAUAAACAUGGCCCAAAAGACUAAAACAACAUUGUUUAAUGGUUAUAAAAUAUCCAGCAAGUUGAAAGACCUUCAUAGCUGUGAUGCUAAAUCUAAAAGUGGCCUUCUCAUUAACAUGAAUGAAACUGGAAGUAAAGGACAAUAUGUAUUAUCAAAAGGUCAUGAGCCAUUUAGCAAUAAUAGCAAAAAGGAAUGUGUUUUGAAAAAAGAUGUAUCAGGUGAACCGUAUAAAAGCCUUUUGAAUUCCCCAAACUUUGAUUCAGAUGUAUUGAUUUCCAAUCAUAAGGACUUGCAAACAAAUUCUGAUCCUGGUGAUAAUUCACCAAUGCUAACUUACACUAGUCCAAUAAAGCUUAUGUUCCUUUCAGAGAUUAACAGCAGUGAAGGAGUCAAAUAUACACUAACCUCUGUAAAAGAUUCUUCUAAGUUAAACAUUGAUCUUUUUUCUGCUGAGGGGAAAACAAGUCUCCUGUCAGAAAACCAGUUGGAAGGAAGAGAUCCUGCUAAAAAUGUUUCUAUUGAUGAAUGUCUCUGUAGUGAAAAUACUCUAAAACAGGAUGUAAAUUCUGUCUUUCCUGCAAUAGUUGCUAAUGAAACAAAUGUUGAUGAAUGUAAGCCAAAUGAACAUGUAGAUCAAAGUAGCAAUGGAUCCUCCCUAAAAAGAAAACCUGGCCGGCCCAAAAAAAUAGGUCCUCAAGUUGUGAAACAGGUUAAGCGGCCAAUUGGGCGACCACCAAAGCCUAAAGUAGAUAUUUCUGAAAAUGUCAGUCAUAUGAGUGAAUCUAUUAGUGCUAGGAAAAAUGCCAGCUGUAAUUCAGAAAUUCUAAAGGAGGAUAACAUUAACAAAAAUAUUACUGUGACAGUUGUCUUUGGAAGAUCACGAAGGACCAAGAGGUGUGUUUCUGAAGGUAGCCUAAAUGUAGGUAGUGUGGUACCAGGUGCUCACAGUGAUUGUGAUGCUAUAUGUGAAUCUGCUCAAGUGAGACAGAACUCAGAAAACAAGAAUGAUUUGCCAAAAAUAAAAAGUGUGCACAAUUCUACAAGAAAAGAGAUCUCCGGAUCUGGUUAUGAGCAUGUUAGACCUCUGGAGAGCAGCCCAGUACUACCAUCCCAUUGCAGCAAUAUCAUAAGACCAAAUCAAAAGCCUUUAAAUAUAGUUAGAAAACCUGGGAGACCAGCAAAAGUGAAAAUAUCUGGCAUAUCUGUGACUGUUAAUCAGAUUUCAUCUCAGGAAAGAAAAGUAAGUAUUAACAGCUGUCUGCCUCCUUUAGAACAAGAGACUGUGUUAGAAAAAAAUCCAUCAUCUAAGAAGGAUGAUAAGCAGUGCAAUCAGGGUGUUUCAAAAAGCUUUUGGAAUGAUGCAAGUGAGGAUUUGUCACAUGAGAAGGUUGCAGUACCCUCCAAAAAGCCUGAAAUCCCUUUGAGGCAAUCUCUUAGAGACAGAAGACCAUCACUGCCUUUCUUACAUUCUUUGGCAUCUUCUAACCCAUUAUCUUGUAGACGUGCCUUUCUACAUAAAUCAUAUAAACUUUGUUUGAAAAGUGCUAAAGAUCAAAAAAUUAAGAAUCACUCCAAUCUGACAUCCAAACAUACCUCAGUAAAAAGGAAUCCAGAAAAUGCAAAGAAAUAUUAUGAGAAUAAUACAUUCAAGUCCAUUAGUGAAAUGUCAUCAGAUCCCAUAAUUUCAUCCAAUUCUUCCCUUAGGUGGUGGGAUCCUUCCAUUUCAAAUGAUUCAUUGUUACAAGAACUUAACAGUAGAUAUGACCAGAUAACAAAUACUUGGUUGCAUGUGAAUGGAGAAGAAUUUGGAAAAUGUCUGUAUGACAAUAUGGAACAAGACUGUAGUGUGAAAGUAUCAAACCCUUUGGACUCUUGCUUUUUACAGCUUGAAAAUUCCCCUAUAAAAAUGCUUUUCCAGAAAAAAUGCAAUAUAGAUGAACUGUGCACAUGGUUUAUGCAAACAACAGAAACACAGUCACUUUCAUUAGUGCGAAAAGCAAAUGCUCGAAAUCCCUUUGAAGUAAUUAGUACAAGGCAAUUUAAAAUGGGAGCAAGACAAUAUGAUUGUAAUACUAGUCCUUUGAGAAAGCACUUUAAAAAAUUUGCACUAUCCACACCUUCAAAAUCAGCAGGAAAGUUACAAAUGCUACAUAAAAUAGUCAGGUCUCAUGUCUUAAACAGGAAACGUAACUUCACAUUAGCUAAAUUACAAAGAACCAAAUUUGAGAAUUUGCAGCAUGAUCGGUGGAGACAAAUCAAAAAAUUGUACAAUCAUGGAACAAGUGACUGGAAGUCCAAAAAAAGAAAUUUGCGAUUCUUCUGCCAAAGCCAAUGUUUGACUAAUACAAAAAGGAAAAUUGACAGCAAAAUGUGCAUGAACCAUGGGAAUACUGCAGUAGAAAUUCAGUCACCCACAAUUUUGAUAGAAUCUCAUAGAAUCACUUCAUCAACUGAAAAUGAAAUCAGAGAUACAUUCUUUCAACAAAAAACACAAUUGUCUGACCUCAGUACAAAACCUGGCUUAAUAAGUAAUUAUAGGCCAAGCACACAAUCAGCGUAUUAUAACCAGCAAAAGACUGGGAAAGCACAGUCCCCUGGUGAACUUGGUGAAGGGACUUGGAAAGGCAAAACCUUUAAGGAUUGUAGAAUAUUUUUGAAGAAAAUCAAUCCUGUUGAAGAGCAACAUUCUUUUAAUAAAAACCUUGCUGUUUGCACUCCAGAAUCCAUUGAUCAUAGUACCAGUCAAAGCUACUUUCAGGAAAAAGGGCAUUGUACUUUGAGGUCCCAUUCUGCAAAGCAAACCAUACCUGACAGGUGUGAAAAGGAUGCUGAACCAUCUAAAGGAGGUAAACAUUCCAGCUUUGUUAAAGGGCUGCAUCUUGAACAAAACAGCAAGAAAUCAAGCAAACGAGUCACCUUUGAUGAUGGCCCUACUGAGGUUCCUAAAAAAAUUAAUAAAAGGAGGAGGACACAAUGCAAGCUCACUGACCUGGAUAUUAGAAAAAAGAAUAAGAGACGAUUAUGCAGUGCUGGCCAAGUAUCAAGUUGUUACUCAAAGUACCAGCUAGGGCCUCUUAAACCAGUUGGAUUGCCUUUGCUGGGUGGAUUUGCAAGCAGAGCUGUUGAAUAUUCCAUGAUCCCAUUUCACUUGCCUCUUCAUGGAAGCUCCUAAGUCUAACAGCAAAAUCCAUGAAUUGUCAAGAUAGUCCUGUCACAUAGUCCCUAAUAAGCAUGCAAUACUGUGAAUUAUUGUAAAAACUGAGCAAGUUAUUGCUGUAAUAAGAAACUGCUUCAAAGAGCUAGACACUAAAUUCUUUUCUGGGUGUUGUAUUUAAUCAAGUUGUUGGGGUUGCUUGAAAGCAAUGUGUUUCACCUGGCCUAGAAAUGUAAAGGCACAGUCUGCUGGGAAACGUCCCUGGAAGAUUGUGCCCAUUCUGAUUACAAAAAGCAUCUUAUGACUGACUUCUGAACAUGCAUGCCAAAGUCUCUUAAGAAUGGUUAGCCAUUCAGUUUUGAUGCCCAGAAGUUGCAUGCUUGACAAAAUGGCUUCCAGAGGUUUUUUCUCCAUAUAUAUAGUAAAAUAGAGUUGUCUGUUUUUAUGUGACAUGUUGCAUGCAUCUUAAAAUAUGGGUCUUAAGAUGCAUGUCUUUUUUUAAAAGAACAAUGGAAACAACCUUGCAGAAGAUACCUGAUAUAGCCGCUUCAAAAACUUCUCUCUGGUGUAAUUGCGAUUGCUAUAAUGAGCCCGAUCUGUUAUGUGUACUUCGUGUUAACAUGAGCUUUUUGUCUGCAGAGCUUCCUUAAAAUUACCCCUUUUAUGGGCAAUUGAUUGACAAGUUGUUUGACUAUAAGGGUUCUUUACUGGAUACCCUGGACUUCUGCACUGUUACCUCACCUGAGACAAGCUUACAGGAAUGUAAUCAUGGAAACUAUGGGCUUAACUCGCAACCAGGUGGCGGACACUGGCAUUCCUAGUUAAUGAAUGGCGAAGAAUGAAAAUGAGGGUCACCAGAAUGGCCUGAGCCUUGUUUGCCAGUGUUGGAAGUGCUUUCUUCAACCUAGGUUCCGGUCCAGGCAGUUCAACUGGUUCAGCUCAAGUGAGCCUGAUGAUGGGUGCACAUCUGUAUUGGUAGGAUUGGACCAAGACUGCUGCCUGAACCAAAGAAGACAAAGCAGCCCUUCUUCCCAUUCCAUGUAUCAAAGCUGACUGGACUGGCAGCUGCAUCUUACUUACUGGAGGCAGAACAGCAUCCUCUGCUUCACCCAAGGCCAGCAGAGCUUAAGGCAGCCCAGGACAGGAUGUUUGGCUCGCACAGCUCUGACCUCCAGCACCGCACUGUUGUCUCCACCUGCGCCACCUGUUGCCUGCAACAGCCGCCUUACUCUGCUUAACAUAAGGCUGCUCCUGUUGGGGUAUUUUAGUUCUCCCUUGUCAGUCCAGGGCAGUAGUCUGCAAAGUAUGAGGAGUAAUUGAGUGCAGAGGGAACUUGUUCACUAUCAGUUGGGGCUGUUACCCCAGUUAUGAGCUAUAAGCCGCUUGAAUAUAUAGCUUGAGUUUCUAGGUGGGAAUCCAGUAAUAAAUCUACCUCUGCACCCAUUUACCAAUUAUAUAUUGUAUUCAUCUUAGUUAAGUGGGACACUUUUUUGGUGGACCGUGCAAGUCUCCAAGAUGUCAACUCUGGAAAAAGUUCUUUAGGCUGAAGGGAAAGAGGACAUAAUUUUUAUGGAGGCUGAAAUAUUUCACUCUCUUUUCCUCCCUUGAGCCAGACCUGCCAGGCUUUCAUUAAAUGGCAAAGACAAUCAUGUAUAGCUUGGUUCAUGGUAUAGUCUGUAGCUCUGCUCCUCCUCCUCAGCCUGAGCUCUCUGUAUGGAAGUAUCGAGAACAGUGUAGCAAGGAGACAUUUAUGCACAUGUAUAUAUUACUUGGAUGAUGUUGCUUUAGUACUUGAGCUAUCGUUUAGUUUUGCUUGAUAAACUGAUUUUUUAAUGUUCGUGGCCAAUCCUACAGUGUAUAAUCAUAGUAGGUAUUUCUCAAAGAAUUCUAUCUCUGUAAGGUCACCUACUCAUUUUUUCAAAUUAUAUUUUAAAUAAAUGUAUAAAAUGCCAGAAUGUUUAAACUUUUGUAAUGAUUCAAUGCCAGUUAAAAGAGAUGGAUUGUUGCAGAACUACACUUGGCAAAAUAACUGUAGGGUAAAUCCAUUGCAGACUACAUUCUGCAGUAUCUGUUCCAGCAGAGCUAUGUAAUGCACUGUAAGGUAUAAUUCUGUCCACUAUAGUGAAAAAAGGCACUUAUAGACCUUCUGAAAUUACCAGUUUCUGUGUGUGGUUAUCCUGGGGUUUCUAUGCAUGCACCUUGGUUUAUUAAUCCACAGAACAGUUAAUACUGAUUGUACUCUAUUACUGAGCCAGUCAGUGAUUGGCAAGAGGAGAGGAGUUGCCUAUUCAUUUUUCCUUAAAAAAGGCAGAUGUAGGAUCCCAUAAACAGUAGGCAGAUAUCCCUGAACAUAGGUCCUGCUGUGCAUGGUGACUGAGGCAGGGAAUUUUAGUAUCUCCUUGGCAAUCUUUGUGCAGUGGGGUAUAUAGCCCAUAGCAAUCUGCAUGUAACUUACUAUCAGAACAUCAUUUUUAAAAGUAGAAUAAGAUCCUGCUAGGAUCCAUUCUUGCAAACUAGCAGAAGUAUCUUUGCAUAUUCCAAGGUCAGGAAACUAGAAAAAUGUAGAGUGAAUCUAAGCAGCCAACCAUGCAUUAGGCAUCUAAAGGAGUGGCAGGGCCGCCUGGACUGACUGCUUAACACACUGUAUCUGUAUUUUGUAAUCAGGCAGGCUGUGCCACAGCAGCUACUGGAUUGCCACGAAGAGUAAUCUUUACAAGACAGCAGGCAGUUACUAAACAUAGCUCUUCGCUAUAGCCACAUUUUGAACACAAUCCAAAAGGCCACUAUUUUUUAAGCAUGAUUUUGAUUGCAGAUCACCCAGUGGUUCUUAGCCUCUGUCCAAAUAGCAUAAACAUAUUCAUCAGGACAUCAAGGGCUACCUACGUUUACUCCAACACAGCCUGUAUACUGUUUUCAGUGGACCUUUGUUAAAAAUACCCAUGCUUUUUACCUGUGGUAGCUAAUAUGCUGGACUUUUAUUAGAAUAACACUCUCAGUUCUGCUGCAGUAGCUUUAUCACCACUCCCACACCCAAUCCAGCUGCAGUUACAAGGAAUUCAUGGUGCAUGUCAGCUAGCGGCCCGACCUAAGGAUACAUAUCCAUACUGCAAUGGUUGGUCUCACCUGCAGCACUAUUUUCCCCCCAUAGUAAAGAACUAUAGCAACUCAGGCAUACAUUUACCCUCUAGACAAAUGAUGCCCUUAUAUCUGCUACUGGAUAGUGUUUGUAAUAAACAGAUGCUGUUUGCCUUGUCCAUCAAACAACAUUACUUGAAUAGUCCCUCUUCUGAGUUCUGUUUCUUGGUCAUGCUAGGAUUUAAAAACAUAGCUUUUAGGUAACUGUCACCGAUUAAGGUCUCUCUUCAGAAUGAGUCAAAAAGCACUAGGAACGUGUACUAGCAGAAGUCAGGCAGAGAUGGAUUAUAAAUUACAUUUGAGCAUACCAGGUAAACUUCCAAGCCCCUUCCCUACAUUCACUGUCUUGAAUUCCAGUUGUGCUUUGGUUUCUGCAACCCUUCCAAUAUUCUUAUUUAAGUAAGCACAGUACAACAGCCCUUUGCACAAAAGUUUUUCAACAAUCAACUUUUCAAGAGCUGAACUCUCAAACCAUUAGUUGUUAUUGCUUAGAUCAGUUGCAAGAUUUGUUACAAGCUACUGCCACUAGUGAAACAACAUGGUGCAAGUAGACAUGGUGCAAGCACUAAAGAAUAAAAAUAAAAUACAUUGUCAAGAUCUAUGGUUAAACCAAAAUAUUCCGUGUUACAUACUGAUCCUUUAGCUAGUUAACAGGUUGAAGCCCAAGACUGUUAGUGGAAGCAAGCCUGUGUAAAGGAACCUUCCCAUUUAGUCCUGCCCCAUUCAUAAAAUUGCCCUGUUUUUAAAGCAUGGACUGUGGUACAAGUGGGAAUAGGCUGAAGUUUUAGUGAUCUGCUGUUACAAAGUGCCCCCGCCCCACUAUUUUUCAGGAGCAGAUCAGGGGAAGGAAGGGACAAUAAAUUCUAUUCUGUGAGCUUCCACCCACUUAGAAUUCUCCAGAUCUAACAGAAUGUACUGUAGGAUGCCCCUAGUCUCUCUGAUUACCUUGUGCCUCUAUAAAGCCCAUAUUCCAACUUUUCCCAUUUUGAAAAGAAUUAAAUAUAUGCUGAAAACCACUGCAACCUCAGCUUUAAAAGAAGGAAAAAGGCCAACAACUGAUCCAUUUUAUCUCUGAUUGGCAAGUUGUCACAGUUGCAACCAAGUGGGAUCUCUAUAGGCUGCUGUUGCUAGGUCGAAUAGGACUGCAUUCCAAAAAGAGCUGCACUUGGAUAAGCCAAUGAAAAUGUUCAUUUUUGAUAAUGCAAUAAAAGUGAGAUUAAUGUAUCUAUUUUAGAUCAUUUUUAUUGUUUUAAAUCAGCUCCUGGCCUCCCCAUAACCAGAUUCUACAAAUGAAAGUUUCUGAGAACUGGAACUUAUUUGACACAGAAGAUAAGCAGCCAAUCUUUAAAAUGAUGUGCCUUAAAUCUACCCAUGAAGUAGAAGCUAAGUUUCAUAACACCGUAACUGGUCAGCUGUAUAGUUUUUAACCAAAAGCUCAAAAAUGAAGAGAACAAGUAGUUUGCAGCUCUUCUUGCACUAUUGUUUUGUACAUUGUGUGCAAUUUUCUGAAUAAGCAUUUUAGCAUAAAAUGACAUCCUGGGGUUGUAGCUUCACAGAAAACUAUGAACAUAAAUCAUUGUACCUCUUUGCAUGUACAUACAAGACUUCAGUAUAGGUCAUUCAAGAAUCAGAUACUGUCUUUUUAACAGUAUGUUGUAAUUUUUCUAUCCUUUUGUUGCUAAUUAUAUAUUCUUUCUGGUUUUAUUUUGUGCACAGAUGUUAAUAUAUUUAUGUAAUGUGAUGUGUAAAAGUUAUUCAUAAAUUCAAUAGUUUACCUUGGUGCAACGCUGUAUAAAAUGCAAAGGGUUUUUAAAAUCUUACAGAUUAUAAUUAUGAGAACAUAUGGUAUGCUUUUUAAAACAUAAUUUCCAUUUAUUCUAUGAAAUGUCUGUCAAUUUUUUAAAAAAAUCUAAAAGGCCAUUGAUUGUAAGGGUAACAAACUCUUUAAAGAGUCAUUUAACAAGCCUUCACUUUAUCAACAUUUUUACCAAGUGUUUGGUGGUGGGGAUGACACUUUGUAGGAAGUUAUAUCAAACUCAGAAUAAAAGGUUGUAAACUA
Molecule: messenger RNA, 11693 nt
Organism: Varanus komodoensis (Komodo dragon)
Lineage: Eukaryota; Metazoa; Chordata; Lepidosauria; Squamata; Varanidae
Gene: LCORL
Product: ligand dependent nuclear receptor corepressor like
Exons: 5
Coding region: 1283-6517 (1744 amino acids)
Biological process (GO): regulation of transcription by RNA polymerase II
Cellular component (GO): nucleus
Molecular function (GO): DNA binding
Source: RefSeq, a predicted model, not a curated record